CUGUGAUGUCAGGGCCUUGCUCAGUUCUAUGGCACUCGGGGCCACGAUUGCCCGGCUGGCGGCAGCUCGCUCCGUCCUGGUGGCUGUGUGCCCGUGGCGGGAGCGCAUCUGCCAGGGGUCGCGUGGAGCUUUUGCCCGAGUGGCCGUGCCUUGGGCAGCCCAAUCUCCUGGGGCUGAAGGAGGAGGGGCUGUAAUACUGCAGGGGAGCUUGCUUACUGCCCAACAUGAGGCAGAGGAAGGCUCCCCCAAAACCACAAGGGGCACCGAGAGCCCGUUCACGGAGGAGAGCUGGCAGCGAGGCGGAGAAUGCGGUCACCCACUCGCCGGCGGAGCGGGCCGCGGCCCAGCAAGGGCCUGCGAGCUGCAGGGACAGCUCUCCAGCCAAAGAGAGCUUGGUCUUGACCAUUUCCAGCAGUCCGGCGCAGGUGUCCCCCCAGAGAUACCUCGGCACUGGCAUCUCCACCCUGCAAGAGAUCAGCGAGAAGAGGAGCAGGCUGCUGCUGAUCCUGUGCUCCGUCCUCAUAGCCGCCAUCGGUGGUGCCUGCUGCGGAACCGUGCUGCCCGUGUGGAUUCUGCUGGCCAAGGAGGUGCCACAGGUGCUGCCGGAGCAGCCCGUGGGUGAGCUGAAGUCCGUGUGCGUCUGCAGGAACUCCCUCGCUCUGCUGGAGACAGAGGCCCGGGAGGUGCGAGAGCUGAGGGAGGAGGUGGCGCGCCUGGCUGCCGAGAUGAGCCGUAUGAAGAAGGAACUUCAGGACGCGAGAACGGCAACGUCUGCGAUGCUUCUGGAAGAGGACGUCCCGAAGUUGGCCUGGGCUGUGAAAAGCAGCGCAGGGUUCACCAUCGACCUGCAGAGAUUGCCCAGGAGCUCUGCGAGCCUCUGCGGAGUGUUCUGGUUCCUUUGCGGGCUGAAACCCCUGGAUACUUUUGUGCAGCCGGACGUUUCCCCGGGGUACUGCUGGCCUUUCCAAGCGUCUCGGAGCUGGGCGAUCGUUAGGUUGCCCGCACAAGUCCAACCAACCGCCAUCAGUGUGCAGCACCCCCUAAAGAAGUCCUCUGCGCUUGGGGACAUCGGCAGCGCCCCCCGAGAUUUCACCGUCUCUGGAGUGGGCGAGGGAGGCGAAGAAGAAACUCUGCUCGGGUCGUUCACCUACGACGUGGAGAAAGAGCCGACCCAGACGUUCCUUCUGCAGAACAAGCCUCACGGUGCCUUUCGGUUCAUCCGACUUCUCAUAAAUAGCAACUGGGGGGAGUCGGACCACGCCUGCAUUUACCGCGUGCAGGUUCGUGGAAGGAUAACGGGAGCGGAAGCCGUCGGCCAGGCACGAGGAAACCUCAAGUGAAAAUCAAAACCGAAGAAGGGCAGCAGAUCCCCCCCCCGAGCAUAGGAACGCGGCUGCGGGUCUGGAGCAGAGCCGUGUCCGUUCACAGGCCCCCUCCAAGGCCACAUGGGGCCUAGGCACAGCGGGGAGCCUGGGCGGACCUGGGACACGUGUGGAGGCCUGGGCUGGGGAGGGAGGGGGGUGUGUGGCCAAUAUCACCCCCAGGAAUUCCUUGCUCAACCAGGAGGAAUCCCCCUGCUUGGUUCAGAGGCACAAGCAGCUGCUCGGACUGGCCGUGCCUGGCGUGGGGGGCCAGUGUUGUCUGUUCCUGGGGCGGCUGGAUCCGGCUGUGACACUGGCUCAGGACGGCGGCCGCCAGGCAUCUGGUCCGUGCCCACCGGUGUGGCAGCCCCACGUAGGACCCUCCCGCGAGGAGCAGCCAGAGCCACGGGGGCGCUUGGAAGAAUAGAAACGUUUUGGGGGCUUGCUUUCCUCGUUCCUGAGAGAGGGAGUUUACUAGCCGUGGGAUUGGCAGAAAUCCAGGAGGAGGAUGUGUGCGUCCUCAGUUUGUGUAGCCUAAUCUCUGGCCUGGGGUAACGUCAGAAUGGGGCUUUUGUAAGAGCUGCGGGACCACGCAGAAGACUCCAGGCAGCACAGCGGAAGGGGUUAGGGCCCGGUGGACCGCCAGGCUUCCAGCUGUGUUGUGCCUAAAUAGAGUGAGAGCUAUUUGUAGUCCCUUGGCGACAGUACGAAUGCGUAGCCCGGUCAAAUAAAAUCUGCACUGAUUUCUUCCAAA
Tyto alba (common barn owl) is the source of this 2115-nucleotide messenger RNA. Its product is annotated as sperm-associated antigen 4 protein-like. The record is from RefSeq and is a predicted model, not a curated record. Gene Ontology annotation, molecular function: protein-membrane adaptor activity. Gene Ontology annotation, biological process: nuclear envelope organization. NCBI's taxonomy places the organism in Eukaryota, Metazoa, Chordata, Aves, Strigiformes, Tytonidae. The transcript is spliced from 12 exons. The coding region runs from base 225 to 1340 and encodes 371 amino acids. Gene Ontology annotation, cellular component: nuclear envelope; meiotic nuclear membrane microtubule tethering complex.